Molecule: messenger RNA, 3731 nt
Organism: Cylas formicarius (sweet potato weevil)
Lineage: Eukaryota; Metazoa; Arthropoda; Insecta; Coleoptera; Brentidae
Exons: 3
Coding region: 127-3651 (1174 amino acids)
Source: RefSeq, a predicted model, not a curated record
CACCUUUUCUAUGGUUAUAAUUCAUUUCUAUAUUUUUUCUGAGAAUUGAAUUAUAGAAUUAAAUUUAUUUGAACUUUAGGAAAAGUUUUUUUUAUCUUUCAUGUUGUAUAUUGGCGUAACAUAAUAAUGGAAGGAGAUACAUUUAAAUCCAAUUUUUAUCAACUACAGGGUGAUGCACUGAAAGAGAGGCGUAAAAAUUUCUUCAAACUUUUAAAGUCAACUGAUUUUAAUAUUAGCGACUAUCAACUUGAUAUACAACCUAGAAAUUUUCUGGAAGAGUUAUUUUAUGUUGAAGCCUUAAUAUACUUUCGAAGAACUAAUCCUCUUCUCAAGGUCUUCAAAAAUGGUAAUGACAUCUUUGUUAGCAAAAUUAUAAAAGAACCAUGGUUCUUCAAAGAUUUAUUCAAAAAUGUUAAUGAAGAUAUGCUUGUCAAUGAAAUAUUACCAACUUAUUCUUAUUCAUUACGGAUGAAAGUCUUAAAUAGACUAUCCAGGAUCCUGGAUGACCAACAAUUGGACAAGGUUUUUGAUUUAAUAUUGAAGAGGUAUGGUCAUUUUGUUGCAACAAAAUUCCUUGCUAGAUGUUCUUUGCAAAAAAUUCAGUGUUUCAUUAAACAUACUGAGGUUGAUUUAAAUUCAACUCAGGUUGAAAUAAUUUACAAUAGAGACCCAGAAACUUUUCUAUUGUAUUGCCAAGAGUAUCACAAAAACUUUGGGAAAAGCUAUUAUGAUGAACAUUUGUUUGUUUAUAUAUUUCAAACCAAUCCUAACUUAGCUUUAAAGUUAAGCAAAGAGCUCAAUACAAUGCCACAACUUGGAAAACGGAUAACUAAACGUCUAAUAAAAACCAACGAAAAAGAAAUUGUUGCUGAUUUAAAAAAAGUUCUGCCUAGCUUACAUAAAUCCAUGGCGGUUCGAACUAUCAAAGGGUUUGACAAAUUACUUGUAAGCUUUUUUCCUGAACGCAUUGAAGAUCUUAACAGCUGUUUUGAAGGUGACAUAAGUCCUUUGAUAAAAUGUUAUCCCCAAGUUCGCCAAUGGAAAUUAUUUGCUCAAACUUUCAUGGAAAUAUAUCUCUCCACUGUCACUGAACAUUUGACAGCCAUUAAUAGAUAUGUUUUAAAAUAUGCCCCACUAAGUGUGGUGCAAGAGUGGGCAGAAAAAAUGUAUUCAAAAUCUGAUGACAUAGGCCUCACUAAAUAUAUGGAAGCUAAAAAAUCAAUUCCAAUUCUUAAGGAAAAAAUAAAUUUGACAUCUAUUUUACAAGUUCGAUAUAGAUUAUUGUAUUUACUAAUAGACGUCUGCUCAGAAUCGAAGGAUUGGGAGUCAUUGGAGAAUGUAUUGAAAUACAUUUGCUUUCGUCAUCGCAAUGAAGAACAUGCUGUUAGAUUCAAUUUGCUUUGCUUAAUAAAAGAUACUAUUGACCACAAAGCACUAAAUUCCCAGCAUUGGAAGUAUAUACUUGAAUUGCUUGAACUUCACAGAAUAAGAGAAGAACCGGGGUUCAAAACAAAUUUUUAUUUAUUUUACCGACACUUGGAAUAUUUGUAUAGGAAUGGUAAUCCUCAACGACAGGUGCUCCAACAAUAUGUAGAAGAUGUAUUUACAUAUAAAAGAUCUUUAAUUAUCGAGUCAGAAGAUGACUUUAUAAAAAAACAAAUUUUGGAGGAUAUUGCCGAAAUAUUGCUUCACAUGUCUGAUAAAUAUGUCCUUGUUCUGGAAUUAUUAAAUGAAAUUGUUGAGCAUAAUGGUAAAUCAUCACAUUUUGUGCAGGCGUCAAAAUUUCCUGUUUUAAUUGACAUGGUCCAUCGAGUAUUUGUAACCUUGGACCAAAAUUUUAUCGAGGGAGAAGCUGAGUUUAUAAGUAAUGUAUUGAAGUAUAAUCAACAAGAUGCACAAAAUCCAUUUAAUUUACCUCCCAGUGAAGAGCUUUUAAAAAUACUGAUAACUGUAAGUUUAACUAAGAAAGGUUUUCCAGUUUGUCAGACAAUAUCUUGCAUGAUAAAAAAACAAAAUAGAAAUCCCUUUGAAGAUGAGUUAGUCAAGUUUUAUUUUUCAAAUUCCAUGUUAUCAAAGUGUAACGCUUCAGGGCUAACAAAAUCUGUGGUACAGUUUUUUCUUCAAAAUGAACCCCAAAUUAUUGUCAAGUACUAUGACGCUAUUAUGGCUCUUUGUUUUCGUGAUGUGCUGUUUGACAAAGUUGCUGUAAUAAAAAAAUAUAGCCAUUUAAAUUUGGACGCGAGGCUAAUAAAUAAUAUUAAAACACGACUGGAUUUAGAUAAAGCCGAUGUUAUUACCGCAUUGUUGAUUCUUAUGCCCGCAGAAGACUUUUUGAAAUAUGUGGAACUCUACAUACCUCAGUCUUCUAAACUAGAUAUAACAGACAAAACUCAGAAAGACAUGUAUAAGAUUCGAUGUGAUAUUGUCAAAGAGAUAAGAAAAGCUGCAGAGCCCUGUAAGUUUAUUUCUUUCCUGAUGAACUUUUGUCAGGGUGAUUAUUUACAAUCCAGCCUGCCAAGUUUGUAUAGUUUCAUGUACAGAAUUCCUGAAAAUGAGCUUUCCGGGCACAUCACCAUUUUAGCAAAUGGAGCAGUGUCAGUGAGAAAGCAUGCUUUGUUUCUCAGUGCCGAACUCUUACCAGUUCCGAAAGUGCAAGAAAUAUUUCAGAACUUGGCAAUAGAAGAAAAUGCUUCGAAUUUCAAGUAUGGAUUUUCAUCUUUAUUUAAAUAUUUUGUAAAAAAUACGUCUGAUGACAUCUUUGAUUUUUUAAUCCUCAACCUAUGUAAAAUUAAUGAAAAUGACUCUGAAAUAUUAGAAAUGAUUUCUUCAAAACCAAAAAUUCCAAAAAAAUACUUACCAUUGUAUGUAGAAAAAGUUUGGUACUUUUUUGAGGUACUCAGAAGAAAGGAUACUAAGGUCGAGCUGUAUCAAGCCUCACUAUUGGAUACAAUGUUAACGAUUUUGCCGAGGAUAAGUGUAACAUUUUGCAAUUCUAUAAUUCAAAAAUAUUUUCUCGAAGAUGGUCUGCUGGGUGACAAAUUAAAUCUAAUUGUAGCAAAAUAUUUACAAGUUUAUCCUGAAGAGAAAUAUUUCAUCUUUAUAUUUGAAAUUCUUGGCGAAAUUAAAAAGAAACGUUGGGAUUCUACAGGAAUUCGAAGAGUGUUUAAUUUUUUUGAUAAUAUCUACAGCGGGAUGUAUGAAUGCGAAAAUGUCAAAUUUAUUUUAUUGUUUAAACAAUUUUGGGAACAACAAUUUACCGAUACGGAAUCUUUCACAGAGCUUCUGCUUUUAAAGCUUAUGAUAAUUUACCAGGAGGAUAAAUUUUCCUUGGAAAAUUUUACCUUGAAAGUAAACAGUUUGAUGGAUAAACUUGCGGAAACUUAUCAACUUCAUGUGAUAUCUUUUGUUAGCACAGUAUUUCGACGAUUUUUUAGUUUGGUCCCUUAUAAUCAAAUUGAAUCAGUGGAUUUCAUUUCCCAUUUGAUCCAUAUUAAACCCUGCCUUCCUAAUUACAUUUUGGCAGCAAAUCUGUUGCAAUUCAGAAAACGAUCUAGUCGAGAAAAUAAAAUUAACAAUAUCUUAAAAAUUCUGGCAAAUGUAUCGGAUCCAGUAGUUCAAAUGGAAUGCCGCAAGUGUUUAUUGAAUUUGUGAUAUGCUUUUUGAUAAUAAAAUAACUUGUCACUUUACAAUCUUUUUUUCAGUGGUUAAUUUAGAAUUAUUUUAUACACAAA